AUACAGCAUCAUCAAACUUUUCAAUCGCCCUUUGCUUCCUCUUCCUGACUGCUAGAUUUACCUCGUGUUUCUCGUUGACCGACAAUGUCUUCAUAUCUAAUCACUGGAGCCUCGCGGGGCCUGGGUUGGGAGUUCGUCCGCCAGUUAUCGAGCGAUCCCAAAAAUACCGUCAUCGGACUCGUUCGCGACAAGCCUGCCACCGAGAAGAGAGUCACACAGGAGCUGGAAUCACGUCCCAACAUUCACAUCUUGCAGGCCGACAUCACAGAUUACAGUGCACUUCAAGCUGCUGUGGAGCAAACAGCUACUAUCACCGAUGGUGCUCUGGACUAUCUCAUUGCCAAUGCUGGCUACGUGUCCAAGUUCGACGCAUACGAUGCAAUUGGCGUUCUGGGUCAACAACCCGAAGCCCUGGAAGAGGACUUGUUGCGCGCCGUUAGAGUAAACGUCGCGGGAAAUAUCCAUCUGUUCAACCUUUUCCUACCUUUGAUCCUCAAGGGACAAGCCAAGAAGGUCGUUGCCAUUUCCACCGGCAUGGCCGACGCGGACUUCGUCGCCAAGUUCAAAAUUGAAGUCGGAUCGCUCUACUCCAUCAGCAAGGCGGCUCUGAACACGGCGGUGGCCAAGUUCAGCGCGCAGUAUGCUAAGGAUGGUGUGCUGUUUUUCAGUAUCUCGCCUGGCUUGGUGGACACCGGUAAUCUUGGAGGGGCUACGCCGGAGCAGAUGAGCGGCCUGGCCCGCAUGCUCGAGGGUUUCAAGGAAUAUGCCGCCCACUUCACUGGGCCCAUCACCCCAGAAGUCUCGGUCGAACAUGUGCUUUCCGUCAUCUACAAGGCAAGCGUUGAGAACGGAGAUGGUGGAUCUUUUGUUUCACAUUUUGGGAAUAAGCAGUGGCUCUGAGGGUUGACCUCAGUCAGUUUGGAUCACUUUCUGCUUCCAAGAGCCGCAAUCAAUUGGAACGAACAUCAUGGCUUCAUCAAGUGUCAUUAUUGAACAUCGCUAUGAACUCCAUUGUGAAUUAUCGCCUUGUGAGACAGCUCAUC
Messenger RNA from Aspergillus homomorphus CBS 101889, 1043 nucleotides. RefSeq names its product SDR family oxidoreductase. Gene Ontology annotation, molecular function: oxidoreductase activity, acting on the CH-OH group of donors, NAD or NADP as acceptor. The record is from RefSeq and is a predicted model, not a curated record. The coding region runs from base 85 to 900 and encodes 271 amino acids. Lineage: Eukaryota; Fungi; Ascomycota; Eurotiomycetes; Eurotiales; Aspergillaceae. The transcript has 5 exons.